AUGAAGCUCCCCACCAUUUUCACUGCCUUAGGGCUUCUUCUCACCCCUGUCCUCAGCGACAACACGCUGAACAUUGUCGCGCAUCCGGACGAUGACCUCCUCUUUCUGAACCCCGAUAUCCUGCACGAUAUCAGCAGCGGUUACACCUUGCGCACGGUAUACCUAACCUCCGGAGACGCUGGUCUGGACUGGCCAUACUGGACCGGUCGACAGGCGGGAGUCCUGGCCGCAUACGCACAAAUGGCUGGUGUCGAGAGCGUCUGGGAGGAAGGAAGUAUCGAGUACCAAGAGAACUAUGUGGCGCUCUACACGCUUCGCGACAAACCACAAGUCUCGCUGGCGUUCCUGCAUCUUCCUGACGGAAGCAUCGAUGGAGAUGGAUUCGAUAGGACGGACCACGAGAGCUUGGAGAAGCUGUGGAAGGAGAAGAUUGAUCGGAUUUAUGCGAUCGACGAGUCCGGAACCACGUACACGAGGGACGAGCUUAUUGACACCCUUCGCCACAUUAUUAACCAGUUCCACCCGGAUAGCAUCAACUCGUUGGAUUACCUCCAUGACUUUGGAACUGGAGACCACAGCGACCACACCUCUACUGGCCUGUUCGCAAACGAGGCGGCCAUUGCAGCAACGGAAUAUCCUGGCACUGUCAUCGCCUAUGAAGGGUAUCCGAUUAAGUACGAGGCGCCUAACGUUGAUGGGGAGGACCUAGAGAAGAAAAAGGCCGCGUUCUAUACGUAUGCGGGCUACGACCCCGAUGUAUGUGCAAGCGAUGCGGCUUGCACUAGAAAGGAAUACGAAGAUUGGCUGCAGAGAUUGUACACUGCGAACUAG
Aspergillus puulaauensis is the source of this 831-nucleotide messenger RNA. RefSeq names its product PIG-L family deacetylase. Bases 1 to 831 code for a protein of 276 amino acids. Gene Ontology annotation, cellular component: endoplasmic reticulum. Gene Ontology annotation, biological process: GPI anchor biosynthetic process. The record is from RefSeq and is a predicted model, not a curated record. NCBI's taxonomy places the organism in Eukaryota, Fungi, Ascomycota, Eurotiomycetes, Eurotiales, Aspergillaceae. The transcript has a single exon. Gene Ontology annotation, molecular function: N-acetylglucosaminylphosphatidylinositol deacetylase activity.